Oryza sativa Japonica Group (Japanese rice) is the source of this 1302-nucleotide messenger RNA. RefSeq names its product putative B3 domain-containing protein Os03g0621600. Gene Ontology annotation, molecular function: DNA binding. The record is from RefSeq and is a predicted model, not a curated record. NCBI's taxonomy places the organism in Eukaryota, Viridiplantae, Streptophyta, Magnoliopsida, Poales, Poaceae.
AAGCAUUCAAUCACCUUUACCUGCAGCAUCGAGAGAAGACGGAGAAGCACCGAAUCGCCGAUCGUUCUCCAGUUGAGCUCAGUAUUGUAGUGUGGUUGCAAGAUGAGUAAGAGCGGUGGGAGAUGCAGCAAGGAGGGAGACGAUGCAUAUUUCGACUGGAACCGUACCAAUGGGGAAGACAAACAUUUCUUCAAGGUCAUGCUUGGUGAUUUCCAUGAAAGAGUGACAAUACCGAAUGAAUUUCUACAUAAUUUCGGGGGCAAAAUACCAAAAUCUAUUAAGCUGGAAACACGCAGCGGCCUCACUUUUGAUGUUCAGGUUACCAAGAAUUCUGGCAGAGUAGUCCUUCAAUCAGGUUGGGCAUCAUAUGUCAGUGCCCAUGAUCUGAAAAUUGGGGACUUCUUGGUAUUCAAGUACAGUGGUGACUCUCAACUGAAGACUCUAAUCUUUGAUUCGAGUGGUUGCGAGAAAGUAUGUGAAAAACCUGUUGACAUGUCAGGCAGAUCUUACGAUAUUGCCAUGAGAAACUCACAAGAUGAAAAGAAGAAACGGAAGCAAAGGGAUAUCUCAAGGCAGGGGACAGUGAAGCCAUCAGAAGAAGGUCUGAAAGCGGAACUUGUACCGGGUUGCAUCCUCCCAUCCCGGACCGAUCUUACUCGUUUGCAGAAGAAUAUACUGAUAGAGAAGGUGAAAGCUAUUAAUUCUGAAACCCCAAUCUAUGGGUAUGUCAUGAACAAUAGCAGUAUUCAUGGGAUUCCUUGUACCGUGGAAAUUUCUAAGAAAUAUGCCGAUGUAUAUCUCCCAUUUGAGGAUGGAACAGUCGUGCUUCAACAUCAUGGCAAGAGUUGGAAUGUGCGGUGUUGUCUUACUAAGCAAAACUCGAAAAGGUUUUUGAAAGGGUGGAGACAGUUUGCAGGUGACAACAAGCUGCACCUGGGAGAUAUCUGCCUCUUCGACCUACUGAAAGACAAGAAGAAAUAUGUGAUGGAUGUCCAUAUCAUUCGCAGAAAAUGAAAUCAAUAUGGUUCUCUCAGCCAUUUCUGCCGAUUUUUGCAAGUACGGGUUUGCUUUUUACUACGUUUGAUCUACAGCGAAGUUUGUUGUGCUGCUGAUACACUAUCAAUGAACAGUUAUUAGACUGACCGGUUUGCUUGUAGUUCCAAAAGUUCAGCCAUGACUUUUGUUUUUGCUAGGAGUAAUUGCGAUGGUGGAGGUGCAAUGGUGCAUCAUGUGAAUGAAAAUGUAGUACAUGAUCAGUGGCGAAUCCAGGAAGUAAAUUGAGGAGGGGCUUGUGUAUAGAAA